This is a messenger RNA of Perognathus longimembris pacificus (Pacific pocket mouse), 1308 nucleotides long. RefSeq names its product adrenoceptor beta 3 (gene Adrb3). Gene Ontology annotation, molecular function: epinephrine binding; norepinephrine binding; beta3-adrenergic receptor activity. The annotation marks the transcript as partial. The record is from RefSeq and is a predicted model, not a curated record. NCBI's taxonomy places the organism in Eukaryota, Metazoa, Chordata, Mammalia, Rodentia, Heteromyidae. The transcript has a single exon. Gene Ontology annotation, cellular component: membrane. Gene Ontology annotation, biological process: norepinephrine-epinephrine-mediated vasodilation involved in regulation of systemic arterial blood pressure; adenylate cyclase-activating adrenergic receptor signaling pathway.
GUGGGGGGGGGGAGCUGAGCCGGCCUCACCCCCCUCCACUAGGGAAGAUGGCCCAGACCCGGGGAGCCGCUCUCACACCCCGCCGCCCCCUCCCCUGAGCCAGGACACCCGGGGACGGCUCCUGCCCCACGCGGGCGCCACGCGGGGAUGGCUGUGCGGCCGCACAGGAAUGGCUCCGUGGUCUGGUGGCCGGACGCUCCCACGCUGGCGCCCGGGACCGCCAACACGAGUGGGCUGCCCGGGGUGCCGUGGGCGGCGGCCCUGGCUGGGGCGCUGCUGGCGCUCGCCACGGUGGGAGGCAACCUGCUGGUCAUCGUGGCCAUCGCCCGGACGCCGAGACUCCAGACCAUGACCAACGUGUUCGUGACCUCGCUGGCCGCGGCCGACUUGGUGGUGGGGCUCCUGGUCGUGCCCCCGGGGGCCACUUUGGCACUGACCGGCCACUGGCCCUUGGGCGCGACCGGCUGCGAGCUGUGGACGUCGGUGGACGUGCUGUGCGUGACCGCCAGCAUCGAGACCCUGUGCGCGCUGGCGGUGGACCGCUACCUGGCCGUCACCAACCCGCUGCGCUACGGCGCCCUGGUCACCAAGCGCCGCGCGCGGGCGGCCGUGGUCGUGGUGUGGAUCGUGUCGGCCGCGGUGUCGUUCGCGCCCAUCAUGAGCCAGUGGUGGCGCGUGGGGGCCGACGCCGAGGCGCAGCGGUGCCAUUCCAACCCGCGCUGCUGCUCCUUCGCCUCCAACGUGCCCUACGCGCUGCUCUCCUCCUCCGUGUCCUUCUACCUGCCGCUGCUCGUCAUGCUCUUCGUCUACGCGCGCGUGUUCAUCGUGGCCAAGCGGCAGCUGCGCCUGCUGCGCCGGGAGCGGGGCCGCUUCCCUCCCGGGGAGGCCCGGUCCGCCCCGUCCACGCCGGCCGCCCCGCCGCGCUCCCCGGCCCUCCCCGCGGCGGCGUGCGCCUCGCCCGGGCCCGGGCGGCCCUGCGCCCGCCUGCCUCUCCGCGAGCACCGCGCCCUGCGCACCCUGGGGCUCAUCAUGGGCACCUUCACGCUCUGCUGGCUGCCCUUCUUCCUCGCCAACGUGCUGCGCGCCCUCGUGGGGCCCGCCGUGGUUCCCGACCCCGUGUUCCUCGCUCUGAACUGGCUGGGCUACGCCAACUCUGCCUUCAAUCCGCUCAUCUACUGCCGCAGCCCGGACUUCCGCAGCGCCUUCCGCCGACUCCUGUGCCGCUGCCGGCCCGAGGAGCCCCGCGCCGCCGCCGCCGCCGCUUCCCCCGGCCGGGACCCCUCGCGCGCCCCUGCGGCCCCGGCCCGG